GUAACCUUUUGUAGAUUUGGCCCUUUGCCAAAAUUUUUAGAAGAGAUUCUCGUGAAACCAACCCAACAAAGUGCCUUUGUUUUUCUAACAUAUACUUACACAUUUUCUUUUUCUUUUUGUUCACACUUCUUUGUUUUGGUCUCUUUUGGCUUUUCUUGAUUUUCCUUUCUUAAGUUUAUGUAAUCAAUCCUACAGUCUACACUCUGCCUUUUAGUUUCUUGAAAAAGAAGAAGAAAGAUUGAAGCUUUGGUUUAUCAAAUUUAUGGGUUCUUGUAUCAGUGUUCGAAUUAAAGCUGAGUCUCCUCUUCAUGCUGGAGCAAGUGAUGGAAGAGACUUGAGUAGUAGGCUUUCAUAUUCGGCUCCGUUGACUCCUCGAAGCCAGAAUGAGAUCCUGGAAUCCUCAAAUCUGAAAAGCUUUAGUUUCAAUGAACUCCGAGUAGCUACGAGGAACUUCCGUCCGGAUAGUGUGUUGGGAGAAGGCGGUUUUGGUUGUGUCUUUAAGGGUUGGAUCGAUGAACAUACAUUUAAAUCUGCACGGCCCGGAACUGGUUUGGUUAUAGCUGUUAAGAGAUUAAACCAAGAGGGCUUUCAAGGUCACAAAGAAUGGCUGGCAGAAAUCAAUUACCUUGGUUCGCUUUCUCAUCCUAAUCUCGUGAAGUUGAUUGGAUAUUGCUUAGAAGAUGAACACAGGCUUUUGGUAUAUGAGUUCAUGCCUAGAGGAAGUUUGGAAAAUCAUCUGUUCAGAAGGAGUACUUAUUUCCAACCACUAUCAUGGAAUCUUCGGAUGAAGGUUGCACUUGAGGCAGCAAAGGGACUGGCUUAUCUCCACAGUCCGGAAGCUAAAGUUAUAUAUCGCGAUUUCAAGUCAUCUAACAUUUUACUUGAUUCUAAUUACAAUGCGAAGCUUUCUGAUUUUGGAUUGGCAAAGGAUGGGCCAGUGGACGGUAAAAGCUAUGUAUCUACUAGAGUAAUGGGCACCUAUGGUUAUGCAGCUCCCGAGUAUAUGGCCACAGGCCACCUGACUGCGAGAAGUGACAUCUACAGUUUCGGGGUUGUUCUUCUAGAAAUGCUGACAGGCCGUCGAGUGGUGGACAAAAACCGCCCUCACGGGGAACAGAAUCUAAUUGAAUGGGCUAAGCCUUUUCUUUCCAGUAAACGAAAAGUCCUUCGUAUUAUGGAUCCACGUAUAGAAGGUCAGUACUCAGUGGAAGGAGCACUGAAGGCAGCACUCCUUGCAGUCAAAUGCCUGGCAUUAGAACCCAAAUUCAGGCCCAAAAUGCACGAGGUCGUAAAAGCACUAGAGCAACUCCAGAACUCAAAUGAAUCAGGAACUCUCAAACGUGAUCAAACGCAAAGGAAACAUCGUAGAACCUGUACCGAUGAAGCUUCAAGAAGAAAAACUUUAUCGUACCCGAGGCCAGCUGCUUCUCCUCAGCUUGUUACUUGAAUAAGAGAAUGAAUGACAACAGCUUUAACCAUAUAUACUACCUGAAAUGAGAGAAAAAGAUGGGACAUGUUAGACUGAAUCUUUGGAAACUAGGAAAUAUGUUGUAAAUUUCUACCAAGCAACUAAGCAGUCUACAGUUCUUAUUUUGAUCUAGCUGGAAAUUUAGCAUUGGAUGUUUUCUUUACAUAUUGAUGAUAUAUAGCCUUUUGUUGUAUAUAACCUUUUAGUUUUUGAGAGCCAAAGAUGUGAAGGAAAAGGACUUUUAACAUUUU
Messenger RNA from Nicotiana attenuata, 1719 nucleotides. Its product is annotated as protein kinase APK1A, chloroplastic-like. Lineage: Eukaryota; Viridiplantae; Streptophyta; Magnoliopsida; Solanales; Solanaceae. Gene Ontology annotation, biological process: protein phosphorylation. Gene Ontology annotation, molecular function: ATP binding; protein kinase activity. Bases 263 to 1447 code for a protein of 394 amino acids. The record is from RefSeq and is a predicted model, not a curated record. The transcript has 6 exons.